AGAGUUACGGCUCCGGGUCGGACAUAGCGCUGGUGCUGGACAAGCUUACUGAAUAUUACUCGGGUUUCUACAGAGACCUCAGGGGCGAUGGUAAUAAUGCCGAAGCUCACAGUCAGAUUGUGUUGUGGAACGUGCCAUCUAAUCCGUCUAUUGACAUCAACGACUUCUACAUGAACAUGAAGAACUUCCGUCUGAAUUAUCCAGACGUAUACUUCCUGAUGGUCGGCAAGAGCAAAGGUUCUUACAAUGACAUCCUCCUUGACAUCUCCAAGGACUUCUUCACCAACAACGUCCUCGAGCAAGAAGACUUCGCCACAGUCGUCUCGAAACGCGUCCUCGAGAAUGAUUGGUUCCUCUUUGUGAUAGGUUCCUCCUUGUUUGGUUCCACUCUGUGAUAGGUUCGUCUGUGUUUGGUUCCUUUGAAUUAGGAUCUCUCCUGUGAGGUUCCUUUCUGUGACAGGAUGUCCCUGUGUGGUUCCUCCGUAUUUGGUUCCUCUCUGUGAUAGGUCCCUCCGUGUUUGGUUCCUCUCAGGCGUCGGUUCCUCUCUGGUUGGUCCCUCUAUGUGAUU
Penaeus vannamei (Pacific white shrimp) is the source of this 569-nucleotide messenger RNA. Lineage: Eukaryota; Metazoa; Arthropoda; Malacostraca; Decapoda; Penaeidae. The record is from RefSeq and is a predicted model, not a curated record.